UUUCAAUAUUGACGCACAUUGACGCUUAUCGAGAAUCUCGUAAUCGUCGAAGACUGAAAAAACUCUGCUGUCAAAUUCAAAGUGAUUUUCGGUAGAAAUAUCACGCUGCGUUCAUUUCAGAAACAAUGUCAGAUACGAUAAUAGAUGAAAGAGUAACUGAUGAAAUUGAAGCAUUACGGGCGAUACUACUCGACGACGAGUUGAAUAUUAAGGAAAAUGACAGGGGUGAGCCAGAAUGUAUUGAAACUGUGUUAUUUCCCUCGACCGGUGAAGAUUCUCAAUCUCAAUAUGUUUGUGUAACACUAAUUGUUCAAUUACCUAUGGGAUAUCCUGAUAUAUCACCUAUUAUUAAUCUUAGAAAUCCUAGAGGAUUGGAUGAGGAAACAGUGAGAUUGAUGCAUUCGGAUGCGGAAGCAAAAUGUAAAGAUUUCGUAGGCCAACCGGUUAUGUUUGAACUCAUCGAGUUAAUAAGAGAACAUCUUACAAGAAGUAAUCUUCCUACGGAUCAGUGUGCCAUAUGUCUCUAUGGUUUUCGAGAAGGGGAUGAAUUUACAAAGACGGAAUGUUAUCAUUACUUUCAUUCGCACUGUUUAGCAGCUCACGUCGCAGCUACAGAACGAUAUUAUAGAGAAGAACAAGAAAAAUUGCCGCAAUGGCAACAAGACUCUACCAAUAAGUUUCAGGCCAUAUGUCCCGUAUGUCGAGAAUCGAUUAAUUGUGAUGUAGAUAAUUUAUGGUCUGCGCCUCCUCCGAUCGACGUAGAAGCUGCAACAGAUUUUUCAGUUACCGCGGAAUUGAGAGAAUUACAAAAACAAAUGGCAGCAUUGUUCUUAAAGCAACAACAAAGGGGCGGUAUAAUCGAUUUAGAAGCAGAAGGUGUAAAAAUGUUGGUAAGAACAGAAGAUGAAUCGGGUGCUACUACAGAAGGACUCAAUCCACCAGGAACUAGUUUGAAUGCGUAUUCGAAUCAAACCGUGCAACCAGUUAACCAAAUGCAAUUGCCACAGACAAAGCAGCCAUCGCACCAAGCACAAAAUCAUACUCAUUAUCAAUCACGUCAAUUACAUAAUACUUAUCAUGGACAUAAUAAUCACGGACAUCGCAAUAGAGGCCGUGGACGUGCUCAUUACCGUCGCCAGCUUGACAGAGUUAGGCAGACGGAAUCUACUCCCAGAUGACAAUGGGCUCAAGAUAAACUGUUUACUGUCUGGUCUAUAAUUUCACUAAGUGUACACAACAUGAUUAACAUGAGUAGCAUAAUUAUGAAUGUAUUAUAUAAUAACUGUUCAAUUUCAAAUCACGUUCACGUGAUAAAGUUAUAGGUAUUAUCGUUCAGCAACAUUCCCGUUGUAACGGUGUAUAAAAUGAGGCGUGUUAAAACUUCCCAGAUCUAUCUGUGUAGACUGAAGCCAUGGUGCUCUUUCAAACGAUCUGCAAUCGUACAAAGUUCAUUAAUUUCUUUUAAUAUAGAUAUGUAUACAGAGCUAUACUUACUGUAGUGAAUUAUAAACGAAAAAGAAUGAAAAAGAAAGUGCGCAAUCAAAUAUUACACUAAACAUAUUUUAUACCGGUGGUUUAGAAUUUAAUGGUAUAAGAACAUCAAAAGGAAAUAAUAAUUCGUAUCGUUUAUAUUACGUAGUUUUUACGAUCAUUUUUAACUGUGCUUUUCAAUUUGUAAUACUCAUCUUCGCGCUAUCACAGAUAUCAAUUGUCAACGAUAUUAUAAAAUCGUGGCAUGUAACAGAGCAGACAUGGAUCAGUGUUUAAACAGAUACUAACUUAUUCCUUUUAAAGGAAUCGAAAAUUGAACGCGUACAUUCACUGGCAAUGUAAAUCUUUA
Colletes gigas is the source of this 1840-nucleotide messenger RNA. RefSeq names its product E3 ubiquitin-protein ligase RNF25. Gene Ontology annotation, cellular component: nucleus. Gene Ontology annotation, molecular function: ubiquitin protein ligase activity; protein binding. Gene Ontology annotation, biological process: protein ubiquitination. NCBI's taxonomy places the organism in Eukaryota, Metazoa, Arthropoda, Insecta, Hymenoptera, Colletidae. The record is from RefSeq and is a predicted model, not a curated record. The coding region runs from base 126 to 1178 and encodes 350 amino acids. The transcript is spliced from 6 exons.